CUUGAACAUGAACAAUUGGCAUUAAAAAAGAAUAACCUUACAGCUUUAUCAGGAGGUGUUUCUAUGUUAUGUAAUACAGUAGUGCUUUUAAUAGUUUCAUUUCUGGAUACUGUUCCAUCAUGGCGACUGAUCGACUUUGUUUUCAAAUACCAUCUCAACGUCCAGCAGGAUAUAAGAAGUCAAAUCGUUCAUCUGAUUUGAGGAUUGUGCUGCUGGGAGUCUCUGGUGUUGGAAAGAGUGCAACAGGAAAUGCAAUACUGGGCAGAGAGGUGUUUAAAGAGAGCGGCACACUAGUGAGUGAACUACAGAGAGGACGAGUAGAAGACAGAAACAUCUCAGUGAUCGACACUCCAGGAUUCAACAACACUAAACUGACUGAUGAAGAGCUGCAGAAUGAAAUGAUGAAGAGUCUUUCUCUCUCUUAUCCUGGUCCUCAUGUCUUCCUGCUCAUCGUCAGACUGGACAGAUUCACUGAGGAUGUCAGGAAGAUUGUACAAAAUAUUCAGGAGAACUUUGGACCACAAGCUUUCAAGUUCACCAUAGUGCUGUUUACUGGAAGAGAACAAAUGACAAAUAGAGAAUGGGUGGUCUUCAAGGCUAGUAAACAAUUUCAAGAAAUCAUCAACCACUGUAAAGGUAAAUUUCAUGCAAUAAACAGUAAAAGUGAAAUUAAUUUGUCUCACAUCACAAAGCUUCUGAUGAAGAUUGAUGAAAUCAUCAAAGACAAUGAAGACCAGUAUUAUGAGUUUUCCCUGCAGUCAUUACAAAAGGUUAUGAAACAAGAAAAAACAAAGGAACAAGAGAAAGCAAAGGAAGAGGAAAGAAAAGAAUGUGUAAAAGUCAUAUGGGCGAGAGGUCAAUUCGACCCAAAUGGAGGUCACUGUGUAAUGGAAAAGAGCACAACAAAUAUUGUGCCUGACGAGGAAAAGGAUCAGAUUUCUCAAGAGAGAACUCAAGUGAAUGCAGGAAACAUUCAACAAGAAAGCAAGAAUGUUGAAGAGAAGAUUGUUAAAAAAUCGCAUGUAGAAUCACUGAAAAACAAGUUUGAAAGAAUGCAUGAAACCAAUGAGAGAGUCCAUACAGAUGUCCAGAAACGGAAGAAAAUCUGGAAUAGAGGAGCAAGCGUAGGACAGGAGCAGAGACAGAUAGCAACAGUACAGGUGACUGAAACAGAUCUCAGGAUUGUGAUGUUGGGGAAGACUGGAGCUGGAAAGAGUGCCACAGGAAACACCAUCCUGGGAGGAAAUCUGUUUAGAGAAGAAUUAUCUUCUGAAUCUGUGACUAAAGAAUGCCAAAAACAUCAACAGACAGUAGAGGGCAGAACCAUCUCAAUAACAGACACUCCAGGACUGUUUGAUACAUCGAUCAGUAAUGAAGAACUGAAGGAUGAAAUACAGAAGUGUGUAGAAAUGUCUGUUCCUGGUCCUCAUGCGUUCCUGCUGGUGACCAGACUAGAUGUGAGAUUCACAGAAGAAGAGAAGAACACAGUGAAAUGGAUUCAGAAGAACUUUUCACAAGAGGCGAUGAAUUACACUAUAGUUCUGUUCACUCGAGGUGAUCAGUUAAAAACAUCAAUUGAGGAGUUUUUGAAUAAAAACGAUGAGCUGAAAGAGCUUGUGCAUCAGUGUAAAGGCGGAUAUCAUGUUUUUAAUAACAGAGAAGAAAAUCCAGCACAGGUGACUGAACUGAUAGAGAAGAUCGACAGAAUGGCGAAGCAGAAUGGAGGAGAACAUUACACAAAUGAGAUGUACCAGGAAGCUCAGAGAAAAAUCAAGGUGGAGUUGGUGAAGAAGGUGGCUUUAGGAGUGGCAACAGGGGUAGGAACUGUAGGGGCAGUUGCUGGAGGUGUAGCUCUGGUAGCUACAGGUGCAGUGGUAAUACCUGCAGUUUUAGUUGGAGCGGGUGCUGUUCUCGCAGGGGGUUCUGGUGGGAAACUUAUUAUAGAUAAAUACAAAAAAACUUGUCCAGAAAAACAAAAACUGCUUGACGAUAUGGACUAGAUUUGACAUUAACCCUCAGAGCCCGACGGCAUCGUCCACGACAUCACACGGCACCUCCGAUAAAUAUUUAUAUAAUUUGAUGAAAGUUUUAUCGAUUUUCUUACCGUUUUUUCCAGCAGAAAGCUAACGAGCUAGCCAUCACGGGGGUGUCUUUGGUGUCUUUGUAGCCUUUACAGAAGGUUUUCUAUCCAGCCCGGAACUUGUGCCUCUUUUCGGAGUUUUUCAGCAAUAAAUCCAAACACUUACAUCCAAGAUUUAUCCACUUGAUGUCCAUAAUUUAUCAAUUCUCCAUCAUUUUUGCCGCUAGCUCGAUGAUAGCUGCCAUUUUGGAUAUCACAUGAUGCUUUGCGUGAGGUUGUUGACCAAUGACAGGCUGAUCCGUCUUCCACGUUGGUGUGCGUCAUUACGCAUGAACCAAGCUCUGAUAUUGUGGAGAGAGAAACGCACGGCAAAGUAGUUUUGAGGAGAGAGAGAGACGCACGGCAAAGUAGUUUUGAGGAGAGAGAGAGAGAGAGACGCGCCAGCAACAAAGUGACCAUGUACCUGUGCCAACAUCAGACCAAACUGAAACCAGCAAGAAGGCCUCCUAUGGUAGAAGGCAAUGUGUGAACUGCAAGCAGACAAGGCAGGUCAAACAGGCCACCCCCUGGAAAUGCAAAGCCUGUGAUGUGGCCCUCUGUGUGAUUGCUGAUAGGAACUGUUUUGAGGCUUGGCACCAGUGAAUGAGGCAAAAAACG
Molecule: messenger RNA, 2737 nt
Organism: Xyrauchen texanus (razorback sucker)
Lineage: Eukaryota; Metazoa; Chordata; Actinopteri; Cypriniformes; Catostomidae
Product: GTPase IMAP family member 8-like
Exons: 3
Coding region: 120-2000 (626 amino acids)
Molecular function (GO): GTP binding
Source: RefSeq, a predicted model, not a curated record